Gopherus evgoodei (Goodes thornscrub tortoise) is the source of this 875-nucleotide messenger RNA. Its product is annotated as P2Y purinoceptor 2-like. Gene Ontology annotation, biological process: G protein-coupled receptor signaling pathway. Lineage: Eukaryota; Metazoa; Chordata; Testudines; Testudinidae. The transcript has a single exon. The record is from RefSeq and is a predicted model, not a curated record. Gene Ontology annotation, molecular function: G protein-coupled receptor activity. The annotation marks the transcript as partial. Gene Ontology annotation, cellular component: plasma membrane.
AUAUUCUGGUUCCAUAUCAAGCAGUGGAAUUCUAGUGUAAUCCUCCAAUUCAACCUAGUCUUAACGGAUGCGCUUCUUAUUCCCAUUGUGCCACUGAUCGUUGCCUAUUUCAGCCUGGACAACAGCUGGCUAUUUGGUCAGUUCCUCUGCCAGCUCAAAAUCUUCAUCCUCAGCACCCACUUGUAUGGCAGCAUCUACUUCCUGACGCUCAUCAGCAUUCACAGGUACCUUGCUGUCGUUCACUACAGCUCCAGGACCCUUUGGAAGAAGAAGUCCUUCCUGAAGAAGCUCAGCUUGUUCGUAUGGUUUCUCCUAAGCAUCCAAGGGCUGCCCUUGUUCAUUGUCCUUAAGACUUCAUCAGUCAAUGGCUCUGUGAAAUGCAUGAGUAUCCAUCAAUCGGAGUUUUCCUCUUUUUACCUGUACUACAAUAUCUUCCUGGUGACGGUCAACUUCCUGCUCCCCUUUGGCAUCUCCUUGACUUGCUAUGCCUUGCUGGGAGCUACCAUUGCUAAAAUGAACAGUACGAGCCUCCGGGGCAGGGUGAUGAAAACGAAGUCCUUAGAGAUGAUAACGGUGUCCCUGGCUAUCUUUGUCAUCUGCUUUGUGCCACUGCAUGUGAGCAGGACCAUAGGAGUGAUUGGAAAGUAUUACAACCUGUCCUGUGAGCGCCUGCACCAGGUGGAAAUUGUGUAUUAUGCCUUUUGGCUUUUCACCAUGGUGAACUGCUGUCUCAAUCCCUUGAUCUACAGCUUCGCUAGUGAGAAGUUUAAUGAUUCCUUCUCAAAAUCCCUGAGAAAAUUCUGGCUCUUAAAGUGAAUUGGCAGGAUUCAGGGCCCAUGCUAGCACUUCCAGGGGGUGUCAUAAACAGAUAGUUA